AUGGAGGCAUUUGAAAUCCCCCGAAAGUCCUUCACAGCCUUCCGAUUAUCGUAUCUCAGUACUCCUGAGAUUUCUACCACCUCGAAAUCGGUGGUUCUCGGGAAGUUCCCGUAUAUCUGGUUUGAAGAUGAGGGCCAUGGGCUAUUGAGUGAAACCGUUAGAAGUGCCAAAGAUAAGGCCAGAAAGGCGUUGGACGAUAGUGGUUCAGAAGACGAGUUUGAGGUUCAACCCAUUGUUGACAUUUCUAGUGUCAAUAGAGUGGCCACAAACUAUACGUACACAGAAAUGGAAUCGGCUUUAACAGAAGCAACGGUUGUGAUGAGGCAAAGUAGGAGGUUCAAGAAAAAAAUGUCGGUGGCCACACCAGAGCCUAUAAUUGGUUUUAAAGAAGAUAUCGUUAAAGCAGAACGAGAGCAUCGGAGGUUGAGAAAGAAGUUCAAGAAGUUGGCUAGUCGUUCCACUGGUAGGGCGAAAAGGUCCACCAAGAAUUUGGGGUAUAGAAUUUACCGGUCGGUAAUCAGGUCUUAUAGGGUGGGGGAAGUGAUUUUGAAGGAAAGAGUGCUUUUAAUGGUAAAGGAAACGAAUUGUGACACAAGGGUUAAUGAGAGAUGGCGAGAGGUUUCCAUCGUGCUAAGGAAACUUGCUGGUGGUGCCGUUGCUUUGCAAAUGUACAAGAUUGAUGACAGGAAAGAGCUGGAGCCUCAACAGUGGGACGAAGAAAAACCUGAGGUUGAGUAUGAAUUGGACCUGGAAGUCACGGCAAACUUUUACAGUGUGGUAGAUAAAUCCCUUAGUAUCAACAUCCAAAAAAGUCACUGGUGUACUAUCAACAUCAUCAAAUUCCACAGCCAGACAAAAAGUGUACGUUGGUUGUACUUCAUCAAGCAGGUCCUUGGCCAUACUUUCCCCCUGGACUUCAAUAUCCAUAUUCCAGAUAUUGGCCUCACUUUGGAUAUAUCGUUACCUGAGUCAAUGAUCAUAGACACGUUACGGGAACUGAAACAUAUGAAGAUAGAAGUGCUCAGAAAGGACUAUAAAGUGACCCAUUCUCCUUUGAUUCAGCACCUCUUAAACGAAAUAUUCACUAAACUUGGUGAAAGCAAUGAUCCCAAGGUGAUUCACUGGUUGAGCACUGCCUAUCGGCCGUGGUUUUGUUUUAGAAACUAUGACCGCUUAGAGUGGCCCUCUGAUGAGAGUGAAAUGUUUUUUAUCCAGAACCAGGUGUUCAGGGACUAUUUCCAGUUAGAAUUGAGAACUAUUGUUUCUGAAAAGAGAUUUGUUGAAAUGGAAAGUAUCCGUCUUGAAGAACCAACUCCCAUUGAAGGUUUUUUGUCGAGGCUUACAAACUCUACUGGAAAUGAGCAGAGUAUCAUCCGAGCAUUCUACAAGGUUCAGUACUUCAGUACGUGUGAUAACUUACUCUUCUUUACGAAAUACUAUCGCAGCACUCCCCCUGCAGUAAAAAUGGAAGGUAUUGAAGUGUUUGAAAACUGUGAAUAUGAGUUAGAUGACCUGAACCACAUCGAUUGGCUCGACUCCACGAAGUUUCUAAUGAGGGACCGUGAUGCUCUUGUAGAGUUUCAACGAAGGGGCCAACUCAUCGUCAAAGCGGACUCGGUUAUCGACCUUACGUCAGUUGUGGACAUUCAACCUGUUGAGCUCAAGAAAAUCAAGUUGGCACAUCGAGUGCUUUUGGGAGUCCUAUGGUAUAGUAAUGCCAGUUUGGUGGAUGAUGAGUUCAUUACCGACUCUGUGUUUGAAAUCACCACCCUCAACGGAAGCAAAAUUCGCUUGCAAGCUCCUAACCGAUUGGUAAGAGAUGAGUGGAUCAGGCGGUUGACUGACAUAAGAAACUAUUGGGACAUAAAGAAACAAGACCAGACAGAAAGGUUCAUCCAGUUGAGAAAGCGGAACAUGCAAGCAUUGAAAAUCAAUGAGUAUGUAGAUUCCAAUAUCAACCAAGAGUAUAAUGUGGUGGCCUUGGAGAGAUCACAGGCCGAUCCAUAUCUUCAUGCCAUUGAUAGUCUUGCCAUUUGCAACCAUUUGAUGAUGAGUGGGUACUUAUACGAGAAGUACAAAAAACACUCCAACUUCAACCGGUUUUUUGUGGUUUUAAGCUCGGGAAAGCUAAUACUAUACUCCUUAUAUAAACGGUCUAAACUUACUGGAGAAUGGAAAACUGUUCCUUACUUUCACCAUGAACUCACUAUCGCACUACCUGACUGCUAUGUUUAUUCAGGUUUCCAAACCGAGCUGGACUUGGUUCAAAGUCACCAAACCCUUGAUUCUUCGCAUCCUGGUUAUAAAGCCUUACCAAGAAUCUAUGUGGAUGGGUGGAAGUCCCAAGAGGAAGAGUCUGUGAGAUGUUUCACUCUAUGGUUUGGCAGGAAAAGGAGUUUGCGAACUAAACAUGAUAAGAGCAUCGAGCCUAGGAACCCGAAUCUCGUUAAAAUCGUAUCGAAGUUGGGGAUUACAGGUCAAAGUAUUGUUCUAAUGGCGAGAUCUCGACAGGAACGAGAGAUGUGGGUGUCAAGAAUUGAUGCGGAGAUUGAUCGGUAUUCUAGAUUAUAUAAUUUGUAGAGAAGACUAUAGUGCAUUUAUUAUAAGACGAACUUAUGACACACAGACGAAAGUAUCUGGGCUUAAAUAUUUUACAAGUGGGGCAGGACUUAUAUAUUAACAAAUUAAAUGCUAUUCCAGGCAAAAACCAGUCCGAAGUGCACUCACCUCAAGUGGGCAGCAUCUGGAGGGCUCGAAACACCGGGAGGUGGUCCUGCUGGUGCUGGAAACUCGUGCGAGGCGGCGGCACCAGUGUAAUAUUCUGGUGGAGCUUGGUUAAAGCCCUUUUCUCCAGUUCCAGCUGGAUACUGACCCAUAGGAUAUUGUCCCUGUUGAAAUUGUCCUCGCGAGAACUGUCCCAUUGGAUAGUUCAUUCCAGGUGGGGGUUGUCCCGGCGUAUAGCCCUGUGGUGGUGCUCCAGCAUAGUAAUUGGCAUUCAUCUGGGCCGUCAAUAGCCUCCUUCUCCGUCUUCUCAUUAGAAAGUAAUAGAUACAAAUCAGUACAAACAAUGGGAUAAGCAAGAGCAAGUACAUGUAGUGCAGGGUAUUUGUACCACCAUCUCCGUAGUAAAAGAUCAUUCUCUUGUCAGCAACAACUGGCACUUUUGUUUAGCAAAUUUCUAGGUGCAAGAAACCUCAAU
This is a messenger RNA of Yamadazyma tenuis ATCC 10573, 3199 nucleotides long. The record is from RefSeq and is a predicted model, not a curated record. Lineage: Eukaryota; Fungi; Ascomycota; Pichiomycetes; Serinales; Debaryomycetaceae.